UGUCCUCCUCCCCCUGUGGCGCAUGGAGAAAAGGUAUGAAGAGCUGGUGCAGUACCCAGGGUCUGACAUUAUGCCUGUGGGGGGGUACGGCGAAGCGAUGAGGUCACUGCCCCCCCCCCACUAUGAGCACACCGUACCUGACUCACUCAAACACCACCGCGAUCAGAUCUACGGCCAUCCGCUGUUCCCCCUCCUGGCUCUGGUGUUUGAGAAGUGUGAAUUGGCCACCUGCUCACCGCGUGACUCCACCUCCCUGUCGAACCCCGCCCACCUUCCCGGCCUGUCCAGUCACAGCGAUGUUUGCUCCUCCGACUCAUUCAACGAGGACAUCGCAGCCUUCGCCAAACAGAUCCGUUCAGAGAAACCCAUCUUUUCAUCAAAUCCAGAACUGGACAAUCUGAUGAUCCAGGCCAUCCAGGUGUUACGCUUUCACCUGCUGGAGUUAGAAAAGGUUCACGAUCUGUGUGACAACUUCUGUCAUCGCUACAUCACCUGUCUUAAGGGCAAGAUGCCCACUGACCUGGUGCUGGAGGAGCGAGACGGUAGCUCCAAAUCCGACAUGGAGGACUUCACCGGUUCCUGCACCAGCCUGUCCGAACAGAAUCAGUCUUGGUUGCGAGACACAGAUGACUGUGUGUCUACCCCCUCAGGCACCCCCAGUGCUUCCUGUGGACUCACCACGCACAGCGCAGAGACCUGCAGCGACGCCGGAGACGGACUGGACGGAGCUGUAGCGUCUCCCAGCACAGGAGAGGAGGACGAGUUGGACCGAGACAGAAGGAGCAACAAGAAAAGAGGGAUUUUCCCCAAAGUGGCAACCAACAUCAUGAGAGCGUGGCUCUUCCAGCAUCUAUCGCAUCCGUACCCGUCUGAAGAACAGAAAAAACAACUCUCUCAAGACACAGGACUCACCAUCCUCCAGGUCAACAACUGGUUUAUAAACGCCAGACGCAGAAUAGUCCAGCCCAUGAUUGACCAGUCAAACCGCUCAGGUCAAGGUGCCCCAUACAGUCCAGAGGGGGCAGCGUUAGGAGGUUAUGGAUUAGAGGCUCAACCUCACUUAGGCCUUAGGACAGCAGGUCUUCAGGGAAUGCCGUCUCUGCCUGCUGACUAUCCCGGAGCGCUGCUGCCCCAGCCGGGCUACACCCACGCCGCUCCAUCGCUGCACCCGUACCCUGCGCCCCACCCCGCCAUGCUACUGCACCCACCCCCCCAUCCCCACUCCGCCGAGCCUCUAAUUGGACAAGGCCUCGACAUCCACGCCCACUGAGAGUGGGGGGAGGGGGGACGGGCAGAGGAGGGGGGGCAGAAAGAGGCGGGGCAAGACACUGCACUGGUUUCACCUCCGCAAUGGUUCAGAUGCACUCACAGUAUCUCCAAUAAAACACUAACCCUUUAUAAUCACUGUGUCUUAAACCCGACGACACAAAACCUUCUACGUAUCAGACUGUUUUUUACAUAAACGGCUCAAAGUACUUUGCCUGAAAGCGCUGCGAUCCUCGGCCGUUAACUCACGUUUGCUUUUCACGAACCUUUUUUUGAAUUUUUGCACGCUACACGUCUCGGCUUACACCCACGUCUUCCUAUGGCCUUUGGGGUGACCUGAGCCCUCUCCUGCUUCCCUGAACUGAACUUCUGGGGCCCUCCAGGCCUCGCUUGCCUUGCCCAGAACCCCGUCUGUUUCUUCAGGAACACCAACAGAGGAGCAUGCCAGACGUCUGCAGUCUGGUGCCUUCACAACUGUACCAAAUAGUCCUGCGGCAGUCUUCUAGAACCAACGCUUUCUCCACAAACCCAAAGACAUACUUGCUGGAUGCAUUCAAUAAAAUGAGAGACUAACUGCUGCCGGUCUUCUGAGCUCUGAGCUGAACUGGUCUUCCCACGAACGACGGCAGUGCAAUUCCUUGUCUCAGCCCUGUUGUCAUCAUGUCACUCUGUCAUAUUUAUUAUUGCUUUAGGUUUUUUAUGUUGAAUCUAUUUUUGUAUUUAAGUAUUUCAAAGAGACUCAAUCUCACCAAACCUUGAGUUAAUGUUAAUCUUCAGUUUUUUGAAGCUUUUAUUAAUGGUAGCCCUCUUGAGGUCCUAAUGAGCACAUUUUUACUUUGCUUUGUAAGGAUCAGACGUACAUCAGUGUGUUCUCUCUCUGUUUACAUGAGUAACACAUGCAUUGUUUUUUUGUAAACAGUCCUAACAGAGUAAAAUCUGUAAAGGGGUUCCACAAGCACCAGUAUUAGGGUCCAUUUUGUUUCUUACAGAUGACUGUCUCUUCAUUUUUUUGUUGUUUUUGAACAUUUUCACUAAAAUUUGGAAUUCCCUCUACUAUAAAAUCAUAUGUCUUUCAUCUUUGCAUCAAAAUGAUAAUUGUAAAUGGUGAGAUAAUAAUGUUUAUGAUGACGGAAUGAUA
Colossoma macropomum (tambaqui) is the source of this 2404-nucleotide messenger RNA. RefSeq names its product myeloid ecotropic viral integration site 3 (gene meis3). The record is from RefSeq and is a predicted model, not a curated record. Gene Ontology annotation, biological process: embryonic pattern specification; positive regulation of transcription by RNA polymerase II; positive regulation of cell population proliferation. NCBI's taxonomy places the organism in Eukaryota, Metazoa, Chordata, Actinopteri, Characiformes, Serrasalmidae. The transcript is spliced from 12 exons. Bases 23 to 1270 code for a protein of 415 amino acids. Gene Ontology annotation, molecular function: RNA polymerase II cis-regulatory region sequence-specific DNA binding; DNA-binding transcription activator activity, RNA polymerase II-specific.